CGCCGGGUUGCGGGCCCUGAGCGCCGGCUGGGGCGCGCACCAUGAACUCGUGGGACGCGGGGCUGGCGGGGCUGCUGGUGGGCACGAUGGGCGUCUCGCUGCUGUCCAACGCGCUGGUGCUGCUCUGCCUGCUGCACAGCGCGGACAUCCGCCGCCAGGCGCCGGCGCUCUUCACCCUGAAUCUCACGUGCGGGAACCUGCUGUGCACCGUGGUCAACAUGCCGCUCACGCUGGCCGGCGUCGUGGCGCAGCGGCAGCCUGCGGGCGACCGCCUGUGCCGCCUGGCCGCGUUCCUCGACACCUUCCUGGCGGCCAACUCCAUGCUCAGCAUGGCGGCGCUCAGCAUCGACCGCUGGGUGGCCGUGGUCUUUCCGCUGAGCUACCGAGCCAAGAUGCGCCUCCGCGACGCGGCGCUCAUGGUGGCCUACACGUGGCUGCACGCGCUCACCUUCCCCGCCGCCGCGCUCGCCCUGUCGUGGCUCGGCUUCCAUCAGCUGUAUGCCUCGUGCACGCUGUGCAGCCGGCGGCCUGACGAGCGCCUGCGCUUCGCCGUCUUCACGGGCGCCUUCCACGCUCUCAGCUUCCUGCUCUCCUUCGUCGUGCUCUGCUGCACGUACCUCAAGGUGCUCAAGGUGGCCCGCUUCCACUGCAAGCGCAUCGACGUGAUCACCAUGCAGACGCUCGUGCUGCUUGUGGACCUGCACCCCAGUGUGCGGGAACGCUGUCUGGAGGAGCAGAAGCGGAGGCGGCAGCGAGCCACUAAGAAGAUCAGCACCUUCAUAGGGACCUUCCUUGUGUGCUUCGCGCCCUACGUGAUCACCAGGCUGGUGGAGCUCUUCUCCACGGUGCCCAUCGGCUCCCACUGGGGGGUGCUGUCCAAGUGCUUGGCCUACAGCAAGGCCGCGUCCGACCCCUUUGUGUACUCCUUACUGCGACACCAAUACCGCAAAAGCUGCAAGGAGAUUCUGAACAGGCUCCUGCACCGACGCUCCAUCCAUUCCUCCGGCCUCACCGGCGACUCUCACAGCCAGAACAUUCUGCCGGUGUCUGAGUGAAGGACCACGCUCCUGCUGAAGAGUUUAGAAUGAGGCAGCGGUGAGAAGAAGGGAGGGAGGGCGUGGGGGCCCCUGGGUGAACACCACCAGCUGCCAGCCCCUGGCGUACCCAGUGAUCCUGGUUCCCUGGCUUGUAGGGGCUCCAGAGCCUGCUUCCUGGUUCCUCAAGGGCAGACAUUGGACAGUCCCUAUUUGUCACCAAAGGAUGACUAUGGGCCAUGUGCUAGCCUUUCUAAGAAGCUCCUGGACUCACCUGAGGCUCCCUGGGGGAUGACACUCAGUUCUGUCACUGUCAAGGAUGCAAAGAGCUGGUGGCAGGUGGGAAGCAUGGUGUCCACCUGCCUGCUGACCACUGGAUGCUGCUCCAUGCUGAAGAAAAGUGACAGUCUCCAGGGGACAUUUCAGCCAUGCCAAAGGGAGGCUGGCAGUGGUCAUUUGGCCCAGAUCUAACAUGGCACCUCUUCUCCACAGGGUAGUGGUGACUGCUUCAAUCCAAAUAUUAUUCAGCUGGUACUAACGACAUUGUGCCCAGCUGGGACUCUUGGGCUCUGUGCCUGAGGGAAAAUGUUUCACAACUAGUGGCUGCCCAGUUGCUGCUGGCCAGUUGUCUUAGAAAUGGUCAAUUGGAUUCAACUUUGUCCUCUCCUUCCCCCUAAAAGCGAAUGUUUAUGUGUGCAGACAAUCCUAGCAUGAAAAUGGUUUAAAUAGGCUGGUCCUACACGUAUUAGGUUCUUUCAAGUUUGACUGGGAGGUCCCCUUCUGAUUUACAAGUCCUCAUUGUUGGAGCUCAGUAAAGGCAGGAGGAAGGUGGCUAGUUGGUCCCCGCUUCCCCUGUUUGUGACCUGAUUUUUCAUGAAGUGUUUCACCUUGUCUUAUGCAUCUUGUCUGGCAUGUCCUGGGAGAUGGAUGAGCAAGAGCUGGCCUGAGCAGGGAUUUUUGCCUUGAUUUUAAGUCACUGGGUUCCAUUGUCCUGGCGCCUCCAUCUCCCUAGUUUCUGUAAGCCUAUUAACAGAAAGUAGAGGCUGUUCAAGAAAGUGCCCUGUGCUAAUGAUGAGACAAUGAAAUUUUUAUAGAGUACUGCACCUGUAAUACACAUGCCAAUCUGUUAGCAGCCCUGACUUGAUUUAAUAAAAACCAAGGAGAGCAGCCCCUG
Messenger RNA from Cebus imitator (Panamanian white-faced capuchin), 2208 nucleotides. It is a transcript of the gene GPR26, whose product is annotated as G protein-coupled receptor 26. The coding region runs from base 42 to 1055 and encodes 337 amino acids. Gene Ontology annotation, cellular component: membrane. Gene Ontology annotation, molecular function: G protein-coupled receptor activity. The record is from RefSeq and is a predicted model, not a curated record. Lineage: Eukaryota; Metazoa; Chordata; Mammalia; Primates; Cebidae. Gene Ontology annotation, biological process: adenylate cyclase-activating G protein-coupled receptor signaling pathway. The transcript has 3 exons.